AAAAGAGCGAUGAUCAAGAACCUUUGUUGCAAAUCGCAAAAUAAGUCUAAACAUAGCUCCCCUAAAAAUAAGACCACUGAAUCAGAAGGCUUGCGGGGGAAAUGGCCCCAAAGGAGGGUGCUGGAAAAAGACCCAACAUCCAUACCACCCACCCUCAGUCUGCUGGAUCUGUUGCACUUCCGCUUCCUUUCCAGACCAAUUAUCGAAGCCUGUCAAGCGGAGGAAGCGCCAAAGGAAGGAAGAAGCGCCAAAGGAAGGAAGAAGCGUCAGGAUUGGGGAUUGGGCUCCUGGCACUGUCACUUCUGACGGUAUUCUGACAGAACACAGCCUCGCCUGCGCUUAAAGCGGCCCAGCGAAGGAACCAACGAAUCCGAAGGAAGAGAUGGGAUGGGGGUUUAGCAACUUCAUGCGAGUGAAAGGAAUUGUCACCGUGACCAUAGUUUUGGGUGGCCAGUUGGGGACCAUGUUUGUUGGAGGUCAGAGCACCAGGAGUGAGAAGGCUGGUUGGUUGGUGAGAGUAUGAGGCGGGGGCAAGCGGUGUGAUUGAGGGGUGCGCGCUUGCCGAAACGGCUCGAGUUCACUGGAGAGUGCUCAGAGGGAGAGGAGGGAAGAGUUGAGGUUUGGAAUUUUGAUCUGUCCGAAGACAGUGGUAAAAGCUAGAAGGGAGACCAAAGGCAUGAGACGACCUUUUACAGUUGUUGGAAGGAACAAGCGCAGCCCUUACGAGUUACUCGUUGGGCCUGGUUGCAUAAGGCUGUGUAUUUA
Hyaloscypha bicolor E is the source of this 765-nucleotide messenger RNA. RefSeq lists its product as uncharacterized. Lineage: Eukaryota; Fungi; Ascomycota; Leotiomycetes; Helotiales; Hyaloscyphaceae. Bases 102 to 317 code for a protein of 71 amino acids. The record is from RefSeq and is a predicted model, not a curated record. The transcript has a single exon.